Messenger RNA from Nilaparvata lugens (brown planthopper), 1569 nucleotides. RefSeq lists its product as uncharacterized. Gene Ontology annotation, biological process: DNA integration. The record is from RefSeq and is a predicted model, not a curated record. The transcript has a single exon. Bases 1 to 1569 code for a protein of 522 amino acids. Gene Ontology annotation, molecular function: nucleic acid binding. Lineage: Eukaryota; Metazoa; Arthropoda; Insecta; Hemiptera; Delphacidae.
AUGAAAACUAACCCACUGUACAUUCUCGCUACUGUUGAAGAACCAAUUGAGAAUCGUUUGUAUACCGCUAUAGAACGUGUAUCCAAAUUUGGAAAGCUAUGUCGUAUUUUUGUCUACAUACUAAGAUUUGUCAACCGCAUCAAACCAGCCCGUUAUGAAUAUCACUGCAAAAUAGUCAAACAGAUUGAAACCUGUGAAACGCCUGCCUCAAUUGACACCACCGCCUGUGAAGCUGAAAUAGCUAGAAAACUCAUUGUUCAUGUUGUGCAACGGGAUAAACUUCAGAAGGAAAUAACAGAGUUGAAAGCUGGAAAAUGUCCUAAGCAUCUGCUAACGUUGCAACCGUACAUUGAUGAUUACGAUUUGAUACGCUUAUCUGGUCGUCUUGAGCACGCUCUGAUUUCUAGUGAAGCUAGAAAUCCAUUAUUGCUGCCGAAAAAUGAGCAUGUAUCCUCACUCAUCAUUCGACACAUACAUCUUCAAAAUUGUCAUGCUGGUCCCCGCACCACACAAGCAGCUGUUUGCCAACAGUAUUGGAUAAUCUCUGCCCGCAAUCAAGUUUGCCGCAUAAUACAUCAAUGUGUCAUUUGUAACCGCUUUUGCCGCACCAACCUACAGCAACGUAUGGCCCCGCUACCUGCUGAACGAGUCACCGCCAAUAGACCAUUCAAUUUAACUGGCUUGGACUUUGCUGGUCCUUUCUCAUGCAAAACAUCUUUAUUGAAACGCACACAAACAACAAAAGGUUAUCUGUGCAUAUUUGUAUGUUUGACCACCAAAGCUACUCAUCUAGAGUUCCUGUCCUCGAUGUCUGUCAACAACUUCAUCGCCGCUCUACACCGAUUUAUUGCCCGCAGAGGUGCGCCGCACACUCUGUUUUCAGACAAUGCUAAGACUUUCACAUCCGCCGCAAGAAAAAUGUAUGAGUUAGAAAAACUCUUGAAGACGAUGCCCUCUGAAGUGAAGUGCUUUCUGUCUAACUACGGCAUAAACUGGAAGUUCAUUCCCCCUUAUGCUCCGCAUCAAGGAGGCAUAUGGGAAGCCGCCGUCAAAUCCGCCAAAACACUGCUACACUGCUGUAUUGGGGACACAGCUCUUACAUACGAAGAGUAUGACACCAUUUUCGUUAGAAUUGAAAGUAUUCUAAAUAGUCGACCACUUACAGAAUUGUCCUCUGAACCUGCUGAAGCUGCCUCCGUGCUCACUCCCGGGCACUUCCUAAUUGGCAGACCUCUUACCGCACCACCGCAACCCAUAGAGACGAAGGAACUAUUGGUCGCACGCCGCUGGAGACUUACAAACCAAAUGACCCAAUAUUUCUGGAAUCGCUGGUCCAAGGAGUACCUAUGCACCUUGAUCAAUCGCACAAAAUGGAAAACCGCUGAAAGAAACUUGCAACUUAACGAUUUGGUCAUAAUCAAAUCUGUCAACACCUCUCCUCUCAGCUGGCCAUUAGGCAGGAUUAUUGCGCUACACCCUGGUAAAGAUGGACUAGUACGUGUAGUCACUAUCAAAUGCGCAUCUGGGAACAUUGUUCGAGACAUACGCAAAGUUCACCGCAUCAUUUGA